UUCAUGUUUCACUUUCAACCUCAUAAUUUUUAUUUUUUUCUAAAACAAUCACCGAUAUUCAUACAAAUAUAUUAUUACACGGAUACAUAGAUACAGUUUGUAUAUAUAUCUUUGUAGUUAUAUAUGUUUAUUGAAUUUGGGUUUCGUCAUUGAAGUUCGGGGAUGCCGUCGAUUGAGUAUGUACGCCCUGUAAUUUACAAGAAAUUUCAUUUGAAUUCGAAUUCUAGUUUCAAAGAUUGGCAUGGAUUGGGAUUCUCUCGUGUUCAAUCUAGGGUAUUUCAUCGCGACGCGAAAUGUUUGGUUCAGAACUCGGUAUCGUUUCCGUCGGUUAAUGCUCUGAAAAUUUCGGAUAAUUUCGGGCUAUGGGGAGGUCACCUGAGAAGUAAUAAUGGUGGACUGAGGAGGUUUAAGAUUUUGGCGAGUGGUCAAGACAGCGAUUCGGGAGAAAAGAGUGAAGCGAAGUCGAGCGAGGGCCAAGGUGUGAAUAAUAAUAAGUCACCGAAUUCGGGCCCGAAUCGGAGGAGGGAGAAGCAGCAGGGGAAAGGGAACUGGUGGUGGUCCAAAGGCGGGAAGUGGCGGUGGCAGCCCAUGGUUCAGGCUCAGGAAAUUGGGAUUUUGCUUCUUCAAUUGGGGAUAGUAAUUUUCGUUAUGCGGUUGCUCCGACCGGGGAUUCCCUUGCCCGGGUCGGAGCCGAGGACGCCGACCACUUUUGUGAGUGUCCCUUAUAGCGAUUUUUUGAGUAAAAUAAAUAGUAACCAAGUGCAGAAGGUGGAGGUUGACGGAGUACAUAUCAUGUUCAAGUUAAAAUCUGAGGCUGCUAGUCAGGAAGGUGAAGUGAAUAGUGGUGUUAUGGCUGGUAGUAAGUUGCAGGAAUCGGAGUCCUUGAUUAGGAGUGUGGCUCCAACAAAGAGGGUGAUUUACACGACGACUAGACCGACUGAUAUUAAAGCUCCAUAUGAGAGAAUGCUUGAGAAUGAGGUGGAGUUUGGGUCGCCGGAUAAGCGGUCGGGUGGAUUCUUGAAUUCUGCAUUGAUAGCUUUAUUUUAUGUGGCUGUGCUUGCAGGACUUCUCCAUCGGUUUCCCGUAAGCUUUUCUCAGCAUACUGCUGGUCAAAUUAGGAACCGCAAAUCUGGGGGACCUGGUAGCACAAAAGUCUCUGAACAAGGGGAAGUAAUCACCUUUGCUGAUGUUGCUGGUGUUGACGAGGCUAAGGAGGAGCUUGAAGAAAUAGUGGAAUUUCUUCGAAAUCCAGACAGGUACGUACGACUUGGUGCACGUCCUCCUCGUGGUGUUCUUCUGGUGGGUCUUCCUGGGACAGGUAAGACUCUUCUCGCAAAGGCUGUGGCUGGGGAAGCUGAUGUACCUUUUAUAAGUUGCUCUGCAAGCGAGUUUGUUGAAUUGUAUGUUGGCAUGGGUGCUUCUCGUGUGAGAGAUCUCUUUGCACGAGCAAAGAAGGAAGCACCAUCAAUAAUAUUCAUUGAUGAGAUAGACGCAGUAGCUAAAAGUCGUGAUGGUAAGUUUCGCAUUGUCAGCAAUGAUGAGCGAGAACAGACUUUGAAUCAGUUGCUUACGGAGAUGGAUGGAUUUGAUAGUAAUUCUGCUGUAAUUGUUCUUGGUGCAACUAACCGCUCAGAUGUCCUAGAUCCUGCACUUCGCCGACCAGGGAGAUUUGAUCGUGUUGUCAUGGUGGAGACACCUGAUAGGAGUGGAAGAGAAGCAAUAUUAAAGGUGCAUGUUUCUAAGAAAGAGCUUCCUCUUGGUGAGAAUGUGGAUCUCAGUGACAUUGCAUCUAUGACUACUGGGUUUACUGGGGCAGAUCUUGCAAAUUUGGUAAAUGAAGCUGCUUUGUUGGCUGGAAGACAAAACAAAGUUAUAGUGGAGAAAGUUGAUUUCAUUCAAGCAGUGGAGAGAUCAAUAGCUGGAAUAGAAAAGAAGACUGCCAGGCUGCAGGGAAAUGAGAAGGCUGUAGUUGCUAGGCAUGAAGCUGGUCAUGCAGUAGUAGGAACUGCAGUUGCAAAUCUUCUUCCUGGACAACCACGUGUCGAGAAAUUAAGCAUAUUGCCAAGGUCUGGUGGUGCCUUGGGAUUUACUUAUAUUCCCCCAACACAUGAAGAUAGAUAUUUACUCUUCAUUGAUGAGUUACAUGGUCGCUUGGUUACUCUUCUUGGUGGGCGUGCGGCUGAAGAAGUAAUCUAUUCAGGUCGUGUGUCAACAGGUGCUCUUGAUGAUAUCAGACGAGCAACUGACAUGGCAUACAAGGCAGUGGCUGAGUAUGGUCUUAAUCAGACAAUUGGCCCUGUGUCCAUAGCCACUUUAUCUGGUGGUGGAAUGGAUGAGUCUGGGGGAGCUGUUCCUUGGGGGAGGGAUCAGGGGCUUCUUGUUGAUAUGGUUCAAAGAGAGGUGAAAUUACUUUUGCAAUCUGCUUUGGAUGUUGCUCUUUCUGUGGUGCGAGCAAACCCUACUGUUUUGGAGGGGCUCGGUGCUCAAUUAGAAGAAAAAGAGAAAGUGGAAGGUGAUGAGCUGCAACGGUGGUUAAACUUGGUGGUUGCUCCUACAGAGUUGUCGUUAUUCAUUAGUGGCAAGCAAGAGUCUCUUCUUCCCUUCCAGAGUGAAACUGAGAUUAAAACCAUUUCUUAGUUGCUCCUCAGCUUCACGUGAAACAUGAAGUAACUCAACAGCCCAUUCUGUGGUUACCACCAUGCCUUCGCAAUAGGCAUCAACUCACUCACUCAUACUCCUUUGUAUAUCUCGGUAUAGCAAAUUUUGGCUUUCCUUUCUUAACAUUAAAUCUUUGCUUUUAAUCUCACAAUUUCCCAGCCUAACCAAAAGAGUGGAGGGAAGAAUUUGAAGAUUCGUAUUCACAAAUCCCUCUCAAGUGUUUGAUACUUUGUAGGUUGGUUUUUGAAUUAUGGUGUACAUUAACUGUUACGGAACUCAGUUGGAUCCGGCUGUAUACAAUUGUAAUUGUUAUUCAGUUGUAUACUCUAUUAUUAUUUGUGAAAUAUAUGACAGCUUUAGGUUCAAUAAA
Messenger RNA from Humulus lupulus (European hop), 3028 nucleotides. RefSeq names its product ATP-dependent zinc metalloprotease FTSH 9, chloroplastic-like. The transcript is spliced from 13 exons. Gene Ontology annotation, biological process: proteolysis. Lineage: Eukaryota; Viridiplantae; Streptophyta; Magnoliopsida; Rosales; Cannabaceae. Gene Ontology annotation, molecular function: metalloendopeptidase activity; ATP-dependent peptidase activity; ATP binding. Gene Ontology annotation, cellular component: membrane; chloroplast thylakoid. The record is from RefSeq and is a predicted model, not a curated record. The coding region runs from base 163 to 2637 and encodes 824 amino acids.